This is a messenger RNA of Pyrus x bretschneideri (Chinese white pear), 1896 nucleotides long. Its product is annotated as inactive beta-amylase 9. NCBI's taxonomy places the organism in Eukaryota, Viridiplantae, Streptophyta, Magnoliopsida, Rosales, Rosaceae. Gene Ontology annotation, molecular function: beta-amylase activity. Gene Ontology annotation, biological process: polysaccharide catabolic process. The record is from RefSeq and is a predicted model, not a curated record.
AUAAAUUAAAGUCACAAAAAUCAAAAUUUCAAUUGUUUCUUUUCUUUGUUGUUGAUCUUUUAAGUCUGUUGAUUUCGGGUUGUGAAAAGUUUUGAGUCUUUGGGGGAAUCGGGUGUUUGGGAAAUGGAGGUUUCGGUGUUUCGCGGCUCUCAGGCGGUGGUCAGAAAGGCGGAGUUGGCGCGAACGGAGCUUGGGUUUUCUAAGUUGAAUGGAAAUUUGAAGACCAACCUCUGCUUUGGUCAGAGCAAGAGCUGGAAAAGCGCCCGGCUUCAGUUUACUGUGAGGGCCGUACAAUCCGAUUCACCAGUCCGAUCCGAUAAAAUUUCGGGUCCUGCCAAAAGAUCCAAACCGAAUGAUGGAGUAAGAUUAUUUGUUGGGUUACCUCUAGAUACAAUUUCAGACUGCAACGCGGUGAAUCAUGCUAGAGCGAUUGCUGCCGGAUUAAAGGCUCUGAAGUUGUUGGGGGUGGACGGUGUGGAGCUCCCGGUCUGGUGGGGAACGGUUGAGAAAGAAGCCAUGGGGAAGUACGAGUGGUCAGGCUACCUAGCCGUUGCAGAGAUGGUUCAGAAAGCCGGCCUUGAGCUCCAUGUCUCGCUCUGCUUCCAUGCGUCGAAACAACCGAAGAUGCCACUCCCUGCGUGGGUAUCUCGCCUUGGCGAGUCUCAACCUGGUCUAUUCUUUAAGGACCGGUCAGGGCAGCCCUACAAAGAGUGUUUAUCGCUUGCUGUCGAUGAACUUCCUGUUCUGAAUGGAAAGACUCCAAUCCAAGUUUACGAAGACUUCUGCGAAAGCUUUAAAUCUUCAUUCGCACCUUUCCUUGGUUCCACAAUCACGGGCAUCUCAAUGAGCUUAGGACCAGAUGGUGAGCUUCGAUAUCCUUCUCAGCACCGACUGGUCAAAAAUAAAACUCCUGGAGUUGGAGAAUUUCAGUGUUAUGAUGAAAACAUGCUAAGGAUUCUUAAGCAACAUGCUGAAACAACCGGAAACCCUCUGUGGGGUCUUGGUGGUCCUCAUGAUGUUCCUAGCUAUUACCAGUCACCAAAUGCAAACAACUUCUUCAAGGAUAAUGGCGGUUCAUGGGAGUCUCCGUAUGGUGACUUCUUCCUUUCCUGGUACUCGAACCAGCUCAUUUCUCACGGAGAUCGCCUCCUCUCUCUUGCCUCGUCAACUUUCGGUGACACUGAAGUGGAAGUUUGUGGCAAAGUUCCACUAAUGCACUCUUGGUAUAAAACAAAGUCUCACCCUUCUGAGCUGACUUCUGGGUUCUACAACACAUCAUCUAGAGAUGGUUACCAAGCGGUUGCUGAGAUGUUUGCGAGGAACUCGUGCAAAAUUAUAUUGCCUGGAAUGGACCUAUCAGACGAACAUCAGCCACGGGACUCCCUUUCAAGUCCCGAGUUAUUACUUUCACAAAUUAAAACAGCUUGCAGAAAGCAUGGGAUUGAGAUUGCUGGCCAAAACUCAUCAGUUAUGGGAGCUCGCGGAGGCUUUCAACAGAUAAAGAAGAAUUUGUUGGGAGAGAAUGUGAUCAACCUAUUCACAUAUCAGAGAAUGGGAGCUGAUUUCUUCUCACCCGAACAUUUUCCUUCGUUUUCUGAGUUUGUUCGGAGCCUUAAUCAACCACAACUGGAGUCGGAUGAUCUACCUACUGAAGAAGAAGCUGCUGAGCCCAUACCUACAAAUUCGGAAUCAGUCAUCCACCUGCAAACCGCUUAAUUUCAAUUAGAAUUUAUAGUUGUAUUUGUGUAUAUUAAACUUGUUUGCUAUACGUAUAUCUGCAGAAACGACGCAAAAUUGUAUAAUCCAAUCAGAAGAACAGCAGUAUACCACUGCGUUACAUUGUACCAAAAACUAUGGUCCUCAAGCAAUUUUUAGGCUUUUAUUCUUCCUGGUAAA